Teleopsis dalmanni is the source of this 3246-nucleotide messenger RNA. It is a transcript of the gene cdm, whose product is annotated as importin-13. Gene Ontology annotation, cellular component: nuclear membrane; cytoplasm. NCBI's taxonomy places the organism in Eukaryota, Metazoa, Arthropoda, Insecta, Diptera, Diopsidae. The transcript is spliced from 12 exons. Gene Ontology annotation, molecular function: small GTPase binding. The record is from RefSeq and is a predicted model, not a curated record. Bases 116 to 3040 code for a protein of 974 amino acids. Gene Ontology annotation, biological process: protein import into nucleus.
UGUGAAUUGACAUUCUUAUUAAGUGAUCCGAAAAGUUGCAUGAAAAAUCUCGACCUCCUUAGAUUUAAGUUGCAUUAGCAUAAAUAAAUUAAUAUUGUUAAAAAAUAAAAUCAAAAUGGAUUCCAUCGAUAUAACACGACUUGAAGAAGCAGUUAUCCAGUUUUAUCGGUCCACUUCUCAAGAGCAGGCCAUCACACAUGAUUGGCUAACAAAAGCACAAGCGAGUCCACAAGCGUGGCAAUUUACCUGGCUAUUAAUGCAAAUAGGAAAGACUCAAGAAGUGCAAUUUUUCGGUGCAAUGACAUUACAUUCCAAAUUAAUGAAGCAUUGGCAAGAAGUACCGCCAGAAAGUCGUGAAGAACUCAAACAAAAAAUAUUAGAAAAGAUAGUACAAUUUGCUGCAGGUCCAAAAUUGGUUCUAAACCGUUUAUGUAUAGCGCUAAGUGCUUUUAUAUUGCAUAUGUUCAAUGAAUGGCCCACAGCAAUAGAGGAUGUUAUAAACACAUUUCAGAAUCAACAAAUACCAAAUGUGAGCAAAGAAAUGCAAUUAUGGAUUAUGCUUGAAAUUCUACAAGCAAUACCCGAAGAGAUGCAAGCAGUCUAUACAUCAGUGAAACGCGUGACAUUGCGAGCUCAAGUUUUUAUAAGAGCUCCUUUAGUAAUGGAAACUACACAAACCUAUUUGCAAUCACAAUUAGAGCAGGAAUGGGAUAUGGAAAGCUUUAUAAACAUGAUUCGUACAGUAAAAUGUAUUUCUAGUUGGGUCAAAAAUGUUGGUUUUCCAAUUGAAAGUUGCCAAAAUAUCACAAUUAUAUUAUUAAAAAUUGUAAAUAAAUGUUAUUGGUCAUGUGUACAAGAUCCUGAUGGUGAUGGUUGUAUGUCAGCAGAUGAAAAUGAAUUGGCUGAGAUUAGCUUAAAGACAUUGCAAAAUAUUAUAAUACAACCUGACUGUCAUUUGUAUCCUAAAACAGCGCUUUUAUUAAUAAAAAUGUUUUUGGAUUCUCUAUGCAAUAUAACUAAAAAUGAAUGGAAACGUGAUAAUAAUAAUGAAGAUAUUGUGGUUCAUAUUUAUACACUAUUUGUAUCUGCAGUUGAGCGCCAUUCCCAAGUACUACUCAGUGGAAUAACCACAACUGAUUCUGAGUUGUCAGAUCUAUAUAGACGUCUGGUGCAUGAAAUUUUACAAUGUACUGAUAAACCUGGUAUAUAUCCAGUUGAGGAAUCAUGCAGUAACAUGGCAAUGGGAUUUUGGUAUUUGCUGCAAGAUGAAGUAUUAACCAUGGAUAACACUGAAGAACGUAUUAAAUGUUGGGAGUUUAUAAAACCGUUGUAUGCUCAUCUCACUCGUAUACUGGUACGAAAGGCAGAGCAACCUGAUGAAACUUCAAUUCAUAAGUGGUCGUCUGAUGAUUUGGAAGCUUUUCGCUGCUAUCGGCAAGACAUUUCGGAUACAUUUAUUUAUUGUUAUGAUGUACUACACCAUUAUAUUUUGGAUAUUCUUGCUGCUGUCCUAGAUGAAACUUUGGGCGAAAUGCAAAAUAAUCCAACACAAUGGACUAAAUUGGAAGCAUGUAUUUUUUCAUUUCAAUCAGUGGCAGAACAUUUUGGUGGUGAAGAAAACGUUCAAAUACCUAAACUUAUGCGUGUGCUUUCGGAAAUACCAUAUGAUAAUCUAAAUGAAAAAUUAUUGGGUACAUCAUUAGAAACUGUGGGUGCUUAUUGCCAAUGGUUACAGGAGAAUCCAAAUUAUAUAAAACCUGCUAUUGAGUUACUAUUACGCGGUCUUAAUUCUUCUAUGUCCGCUCAGGCUACCUUAGGCUUGAAAGAACUUUGUCGUGAUUGUCAAUUACAAAUGAAACCUUUUGCUGAGGCCUUACUGCUUGCUUGUCAACCAUCUCUAUCAAGAGGACAAAUGAAAAAUACAGACUGUGUACGUCUUAUGUAUAGUAUUGGUAAAUUAAUGAGCCUGUUACCAGCAGAAAAAAUACCCAAUUAUUUGGAUAUGAUCGUGAGUCCAUGUUUCGAAGAAGUACAUGCUAUAUGCCAGAGUGAAACAAAAACAGCUUCAGCACGUCUUCGAACAAUAUUCCAAUUAAACAUGAUAGCUACUCUGUUCUCGUCGCUAAAUACUGAUGUGGAUGAUGACAACCAAAUCAAUGAAAUGCAAAGUAUGCAACCGGUGCUUAUUGUAAUGCAAAAAACGAUGCCUAUAUUCAGAUUAAUAGCAGAAGUAUGGGUUGAUGAAUUAGAAGUUUUGGAGACUGCCUGUAAUGCCCUUAAACAUGCGAUAAUAAACCUAAAAAAUAGCUUUAAGCCUAUGUUGCAGGAUCUUUGCUAUUUCAUUGUAGCGAUAUUCCAAACAAGGUGUUGUGCACCUACUUUAGAAAUAUCUAAAACUGCUAUUUUAUUAUUUUAUAAGGACGAAAGCAGUACAUCCUUGAUGCAGCAGCUUCUGGUGGAAUUCGUUCUACAUAGUUUUAAGCAAUUUGAAAAUACACCUGAAAAUGGGUUUUCAAAUAUUGCUGAAAUUAUAGAAAUGUUCUAUGCUUGCUUGACGCAACUUCUAAAAAAGAUUCCGCAAUCAUUAGAUGACAAAGCCAUUUCUUACGAUAAGCUUAUAUUUUAUGCACUUAAAGCUAUGACAUUGCCUGAAAAUGGACCAAUACGCACAAGUGUACAAUUCAUUUCACAUUUUGUGAUGACAUCGAGAUUCUUCAGAGGAAUGACACAAACUAUGCUCAAUGCUGGUGAAGAAAUUUUACGCACAGCUGUUUUAUGCGUUGGUUGUAUAACGCCACGACAGCAAGUAGAUAAGUUCGCUGAUAUAUUUUUGGCAAUUAAUAAAAAGUAUCCUGCUGAAAUGGCCACCUGGCUGAAGGCAGUAAUGCGUGUAGAAAAUUUUCCAACUCCUAUAGUGGAUGAAACAGAAAAAUCGAAAUUUGUUUCGCAUGUAAUUAGAGAAAAAGUAAACAAACGUCUUCUACAGAAUCACCUUAAUGAGUUUUCUAUAAAAGCUCGUGGACUUACAGACAAAUUUUAAUAUAAGUAAAGUAAAUGUGCAAGGGAAGUUUAGAAUCAGUCAAAACGACUGAAUUAACAAAAAAAAAAAUAGAAAUACUUUUUGUAAACCUUAAAAAAAACCAUACAAAUAGUUCGUAGAUGUUUAAUUUUUAUUUAGAAUAUAUAACCUUCUUAUGAAUCCUUAUAAAUGCCAAAUUUUCAAUAGAUAUACUUAAAUUAUUUAUU